AUGAGACCCGUACUUGUACAGCAACAAAUCGGGCAGUUACCAUCAUCGCGGAUCACACCGAAUCGACCGUUCGCGACCAUCGGAGUGGACUAUGCUGGACCGAUCUAUCUACGACCGAUCCACAAACGUGCAGAGCCCGCCAAAGCAUACCUCUGCGUAUUUAUUUGCUUUGCCACGAAGGCUGUUCACCUGGAACUAGUGGGACGUGAAAACCAGCAUCCUAUCAUCACGAUCACGAUCCUUCGACGAUUUGCAUCGCGCCGAGGACGUCCGUCACACAUCUACUCGGCCAACGGUAAAAACUUCGAAGGCGCAGCCCGGGAACUUAUUGAGCUAUUCGAGAUGCUCCAUGAUGAGAAGCAAAACAACAUCAUCGUCUCGACUUGCGCAGAUAUGGGCAUCACUUGGCACUUCAGUCCACCAAGGGCUCUACACUUUGGCGGAUUGUGGGAAGCUGCAGUGAACACCGCCAAAAGACACAUGUUUCGCCAGCUGGGCAGCACGAGACUGCCUUACGAGGGAUACAUUACUGUUCUGCACCAAAUAGAGUCGGAUGACCCCAACGAAUUAGCCGCAUUAACACCUGCACAUUGUCUUAUAGGCACAUCGAUGAACGCCAUCCCCGAGCCGGACUAUUCAACCCGAAAGGCAUACACCCUGAGCGAGUGGCCGAAGUGGCAACUGAUCGUACAGUGCUUCUGGAAACAUUAG
Molecule: messenger RNA, 711 nt
Organism: Anopheles coustani
Lineage: Eukaryota; Metazoa; Arthropoda; Insecta; Diptera; Culicidae
Exons: 2
Coding region: 1-711 (236 amino acids)
Biological process (GO): DNA integration
Molecular function (GO): nucleic acid binding
Source: RefSeq, a predicted model, not a curated record